Glarea lozoyensis ATCC 20868 is the source of this 1428-nucleotide messenger RNA. RefSeq lists its product as uncharacterized. Gene Ontology annotation, cellular component: nucleotide-activated protein kinase complex; cytoplasm; nucleus. Lineage: Eukaryota; Fungi; Ascomycota; Leotiomycetes; Helotiales; Helotiaceae. Gene Ontology annotation, biological process: signal transduction. Bases 1 to 1428 code for a protein of 475 amino acids. The record is from RefSeq and is a predicted model, not a curated record. Gene Ontology annotation, molecular function: protein kinase binding. The transcript has 3 exons.
AUGGGGAACACACCGUCAAAUACUCGCGCGCCGCACUCUCAUACAGCCUCUCCCUCCGGCUCCCUCUCCCCCUCGAGCCAUGAAUCACCGCGAGCACCAUCGCGGAGGGUGAUCCAGUCGCAGCGAGCUGCUCCUCCUGAACCGUCGCUGGCUCAAGCACGCGGUACCACAGUCACUACCACAGCUCAUCGCCCGCGCCAGUCGCAAACCAUCCCCUCCGCGGCCCUCAACCUCACGCAGUCGAACCAGAGCACCCAAAGCAGCCAGAGUCCCCUCUCUCCGUCGCCCGCACAGCAAAGUAGCGACUCGCAGAUGGGCGCACCACAAUCGCGACCAGAUCCGAAACUCGAUACUCGCGACCAGCCGAGCAAACCAGUCGACGUGCCCGUACCAGCACCCAGUCUCGACACUUCCUCUCUUAGAUCGUAUUCCCAGUCAGUCGAACCUUCCGGCCCCUUGCCACAAGACAUGUCGUACCACCUCACCCGCCCGCCGAGGCUACCCCUUCCUAUCGAGGAAGAGGUUCAUACCCCGGGCUCACCAAUAAUUGCACCUCAAGAUACCGAUAUUCCUCCAUUAGAUUCAGAAUCACUCGAUCAGGAUACGCUGCCACGACGUGCAUCGGCCCUGAGCAACACGACGAUUGACGAAGAAGACGCAGAAGAACUAAGGGUAGACAAGACCAAGGCCACUGUCCCGACAACUCUUGAGUGGUUGGAAGGCAAAGGAGGCGAGAAGGUCUAUGUCACAGGCACGAUAUUCCAGUGGAAUAAAAAGCAUCGGCUUCAUCCAGUCCCUGGAGAACCUGGUCACUACCGGUCAUUUAUUCAGGUCCGGCCAGGCACCCACCAUGUGAGAUUCAUUAUCGACGGAGUGAUGCAAUGCUCGAAGCAUCUUCCGACCACUGUGGAUUUUGGGAACAAUUUGGUCAACUACAUUGAAGUCAGCCCGGAUGACCUACCAAAAUCAGUUCCUGUAGACGACGUUGGAAAGGGAACGCCAGUUAAGGCUCUCGACGACCCCCUCAACAAGGAGCCAGAACAAACUGGUGACCAGAAGUCGGAAGCCCCCAAGCCUGUAAAGACGAAACCAGCAUUGGCUGGCGGCCAUUAUUCCUCUCAAAUACCCCAAUACCUUGUUGAUCUUGACAAGGAAGAAGGAUCUGCCGCUUAUCAAUAUGCGGCUGCAGCUAUCGAGAAGCUACCUACUCCACCAACUCUACCAGGGUUCUUAGGCAAACCAAUACUGAAUGCUGCCACUCCCAUGAAGGACGACAACAGUGUUUUGACAAUGCCCAAUCAUACCGUUCUCAACCAUCUAGCAACAAGCAGCAUCAAGAACAACGUUCUUGCCGUUUCUGCUACCACAAGAUACAGGAGAAAGUACGUAACGACUAUCAUGUACAAACCUACUGUAGAUAACGAGUGA